GUGUAAGCGGGGUCGUGGUUCUAUAUUAAUAUAGACUCUAAUUACAUAUGAAAAACACUCGAUAAGUACUAUGCUAUAUUUCAUCUAGAAUUCCUGAUCUUGACUAACAUACAGCAAUCUCUUUCUUACCUAAACAAGAAGAAUCUAGUAUAGUAUGCCUGCAACUAGCGAUUCUGCGAGACUCCGCUCUCUUUACCCAUCUCCUAAAAACGUACAGCAGAGCCUACUCAAACGCCUAUACCCUAAUGGGAUCCCACGUUCAACGAUAGAGCAAUUCCACAAAUACAGCACUAUAGAUACGCCUCAACAAUGUUGGCAUAUAGCCUCUACCGAGAGUCUUCUUAAAGAAUUAUGCCCUUGGGAUAGUAAAUGCGUAAGCAUAGCUACACCAGUUCUACACCAAGUUCUACUACAUCAUAGUGUGUGGCCGUUUAAGCCGGAUAAGACUACUACUCUCACGCUAGAAGGCCUUGCAGUUGCCAUAGCGUUGAUAAUAGGAGGGGAUCAACCUUACAUUUCUUUAGAAGAGCGGCGUACAAACUACGCAAUCCGCGAACGACCCCGCAACUGCCUAGACAGAUACAGGCUUCUCUUUCAAAGCCUCUGUAGCAGUAGCAUCUGGGAAGAAAUGUCUACCAACAAUCACAGAGAAGAGAGUGACGACGAGGAUCUGGUUGCCGUACUGUAUAACACCAUGCCACAGCCCCAGAAACAGAGCAGACAACGCUUUCUUCCAGUGGCUGCAAUGCUUCCUAGCUCAUACUCCCAUAGGCUUACUGGAAGAGUACGUGUUCAAGCUGUCGAAGCAUUAGUAGAGUUACUUUCGGCUAUAGCUAUCGGAGACCAGAGAGAUAGCAAGAUUAUCAAGAUACAUGGUGAGACAGACAAUAUAAUCAGAUCUAUUACGGAAUGGCUCUCAAUGUUAGAGACUGGUCUGGACUGGAAACAGUUUUGUACGCUUAUAGAGAUGUCUACGCCUUUCCUACUUGCCCAGCUAGCUAAUACCAUAUGGCGUUGUUUCCCAGACCACCAAUGUGGCAGUCCGGAUUUUCAGCGUUUUGGGAUGAUACCACCAGCGGUUGCAACGACGAUAUCUCGGCGGAAAGAUAACUCCCUCAGUCUCCACCAUCUCACACAGCUUAGCUUAGUAGCACCUGACUUGAUUCUGACCAAGCUAGUGCUGCUUGCUCAUGGUACCCCUACAGAGCUAUCCUGCCAAACUAUAUGGAGAUUGAUCACAGAACGGUCUGCUGGUCGACUCUUAUAUAUCCAUGGCACUACAGAGCACGGGCCUUUAGAUCUUGUUCUCUGCCUCUAUCCAUCUUGUCUGCUCAAAGAUGAUAGAGUAGCUAGCGAUCCGUUCGUAGAUGUACUUUUGCCACUCGGAGCGUAUACAGACUGUCUUGUUCAGUUCUACCCUACCCACAGGGUAUUAAAAGGGAGCUUUACCCAAGCUAGGAUAGACUAUCAAUCUAUCGGCGCGCUCUCAGUACACCUAGGAGGUACCUCAAUUUGGUUUGAUGACGGGUUGGAGAAGGGUGUCAUGUAUACCAGUAAUACUCCUGUACUCUCCUUUACAUCUACAAUAGUAGAGAUUUGGGGUAAAAGUGAGUUAUUCUAAUAAUAUUUCUUCAGGCUGUUAUUCUACUUUUUAUCCUCUAUAAUAUGGCAUACCUACCAGAUUCUGUAUAUACACCACCAUACUCUGCUAUAUUGUAUAGUGUAGUAUUUCCUGCUUUAC
Bipolaris sorokiniana ND90Pr is the source of this 1741-nucleotide messenger RNA. RefSeq lists its product as uncharacterized. NCBI's taxonomy places the organism in Eukaryota, Fungi, Ascomycota, Dothideomycetes, Pleosporales, Pleosporaceae. Bases 155 to 1621 code for a protein of 488 amino acids. The transcript has 5 exons. The record is from RefSeq and is a predicted model, not a curated record.